Lineus longissimus is the source of this 3317-nucleotide messenger RNA. RefSeq names its product mitochondrial proton/calcium exchanger protein-like. Lineage: Eukaryota; Metazoa; Nemertea; Pilidiophora; Heteronemertea; Lineidae. Gene Ontology annotation, cellular component: mitochondrial inner membrane. The record is from RefSeq and is a predicted model, not a curated record. The transcript is spliced from 12 exons. Gene Ontology annotation, molecular function: calcium ion binding; ribosome binding. Bases 72 to 2552 code for a protein of 826 amino acids. Gene Ontology annotation, biological process: intracellular monoatomic cation homeostasis.
AUAAUUUCCCCCACAAGAUUGGUGGACAUCGGAACUUUAGGGAAAUUGCCGAAAAUUGAGGCUCCCUAAAAAUGACAAAUAUGUUUCGUUAUGGACGUGCGAUGAAGACAAUGAUUCGGACAGUGGUAUCACUAGAUCCCCUCGGCCAAAUGCAGUGUGUCCAGUGCCGCAUGUACAGCCAUGUCACAAGGGAACUUGUCCCCUCUGUACGGACUGCUAUACGAUGUCCAUUCACAACCCUCACCUCGAACCAAAAGAGCCUUCACCCUGCCUCUGCUUAUGCAGUUAUCACUGAUGAUAAUGACAUUGAUAAUUCAUACCAUAAAAUUGUGUACAGUAUACCAAAAUCUGUCUCAGUGCCUUUAAAAUCUCCACACAACAAUUGUUCAUCAUUCAAUUUUGGUUGUCAUCAUCAUACAGGAUUCUUUCAAACGCGUGAAUUUCACUCAAAGCGUGUCACUUCAGAUGCUGAAAGGACUGUUAACUUCCAUAUACGUUCGUUUCAAACGAGUGGACCAGAUUAUGCCAAUUCAGAAUCAAAUGUUGAAAAAUCUGUUAAAGUUCUCAAGGAUUUAGCAAAUAAUAAAGUACGAUUAGUGCCUGCGGAGGUGUAUUUUCGGAAAAAGGGUAUUGUGGCUGAACCAAGGAAAUCACUGGGAACAAGGAUUGUUGAUGAAUUGAAGCACUAUUACCAUGGCUUUAGGCUGUUGUGGAUUGACAUGAAGAUUUCUCUGCGGUUGAUUUGGCUGCUCAUGAAAGGGGAGUCACUGUCCAGGAGGGAGAGAAAACAGUUGGUGCGUACCUCAUCUGACUUGUUUCGACUGGUGCCCUUCAUGGUGUUUCUUAUUGUGCCAUUUAUGGAGUUCCUGCUUCCAUUUGCCCUCAAGUUGUUCCCAAGUAUGCUACCUAGCACAUUUCAAGACAAAGAAAAGCAGGCUGAGAAAACUAGGAAGCGUCUCAAGGUUAAGUUGGAGAUGGCCAAGUUCCUGCAGGAGACUAUCCAAGACAGCACCCUAUCCUCGACUAAUAAGGAGAAGUCUCAGAAUCUUGUACAAGAGUUCGCUUCAUUUGUUACUACGAUCCGCAGUGCUGGUGGUAUGGCCAGUAAAGAUGAGAUCCUCCGAUACUCCAAACUCUUUGAAGAUGAACUGACCCUGGAUCAACUACCCAGACCACAGCUUAGUGCCCUGUGUAAGCUGUUAGACAUACAGACAAUGGGUACAGAUAACUUCAUACGAUUUCAACUCCGGAUGAAAAUGAGACAACUCAUGAAUGAUGACAAGAUGAUUGUGAUGGAGGGUAUCAACACAUUGACAGCCAGUGAGCUCCAAGCCGCCUGCAGGGAGCGUGGAAUGCGAGCGCUUGGUAUGACCGAAGACCGCCUUAAAGGCCAGCUACAGCAGUGGUUAGACCUACACCUCAAGGAGGAUGUGCCAACAACAUUACUGCUGCUUACUCGUUCCAUGUACUUGCCAGAUGAGGUUCCAGUCGAGGACCAGCUGAAAGUUAUCAUUUCAACGCUGCCUGAGGCUACGGCAGAAGAAGCCAAGAUCAAGAUUGCUGAAGUCACUGGCGACAAGGUUGCGAAUAAGGCCAAAUUGGAGCGAAUUCUCCAAGAGGAGGAGGCCAUCAAGAAGGAGAAGGAGGAGGAGAAGGAAGAAGCCGCAGCAGAGCAAGCACCAUCUCCUAUCAAGGUGGAUGUAUUGGAUGCUGACCUUGCCAAAGAGAUCCCUAUGGAGGAGGCAUUGCGGGAUAUGGCACCUGUUAUAGAGGCAAAGCCGUCUGAAGCUCUUGAAGAGGAGGUAGAACAAAUCUCGGGUAAGGAUUUGAAAGAUCUUGAGUCAGCCAUUGAGACACUUGCUGAAGAGAAAAACUUUGAUAUCGAUCGUGAAGAGUUGAACAAUCUAAAGGAAGAUGUGGAGGAUUAUCAUGAGGACCUGAAGAACCUCAAAGAUAUCGUGGUGGCCAGCGGAGACAUGGGGGUGGAACAGUCUGUCGGCGCCAAACGCUUGAGUUCGAAGCUGGACAAGAUGAUCAACCAAAUGGAUGUGAUCAUGGACGACCUCCACAAAGAAAAGGAGUCGUUAAUGGAAGAUAUUGAGUUGAAGGAGGUCAGGAUGAAACGCAGCUCAAGCCUGCAGGAGGAUAAUGAGCUGAGGGAAGCUGUAUUGGAUGAAAUCAAAGCUACAAAGAGCAAUGUGAUAAGUAUCAACGAGUUGGUGCUCUCAAUGAGACGUAUCCAGAAGAUCUCUGAUGAGGACAGGUUCCAGAAAGUAUGCGAAGUGCUAGAUGAAGACAAGGAUGGCAUCAUCAAUGUUGAGGAUGUGCUCAGGGUAAUUGAAGAACUUGGUGCCGAGAAUAUCAAACUGACAAACAAACAGGUGAAUAAUUUAGUGAAGACGCUACGGGAUGAGACGGUCCUGGAGGACAUAGAGAAACAGAAGCUGAGAGAGGAGAAAGAGUUUAUGGAACAACUCGACAAAGCAGAUGAAGAACGGGUCAAGUUGGAAGAAGAGGAGCAGAAGAAGCAGAAGGAUUCACUGGAGUUAUGAGGCAGAGCACAAGUAUGACUUCUAAGCCAAUAGUAGUUGCCAACAUGACCUAGUUUCUCACGGUACGCGGCAUAACCAGCUGCAGUGACUAGCCUCAGUUAGUUGGCGGCAUUCCAGGCUUGUACAUGUAGGUCGCGGAGUUAUAAACGCUGUAAUGAUAAUUUAUUCAGAUUGAGCAUUUCUGACAAGGCACUGGUACAUGUAUAUAAAAUGUACUAAAGUGUUUAUUGAGUACUGGUAGUAAAUAUGCUAUGUCAUGUUGUGGUACUGGCACUUAGAAAUUAAGUGGCACAAAUUGUACUGAGAUAAGUUCUUAUUUCUUUUAACAUUAAGAAAUGUUGUGAUAUUUCUUGUUAACAAAACCUGCAAGAAUUGUUGUCACUUGUAAAUAUGUAUGCAAUAAUAUCAUAAGAUAGCUUUGUAUGAACUGAUAUUGUGAUUUUGAAUAGCUACCCUGGUUUAGCAUGUUUUUCCUGCCAUUCGCUUGAAAACGGAAAUUUCAUCCUGUGAAUAUAGGUGAUGUUGAAGGAGUUGUCCAUGUGUCAGGAAACAUACAAUUUCUCUAUCGGAGGUACUGACUGAUGUGUUUUAAAUUCUUCAGACCUUAAUGAAAAGGUGGGAGGGACCCAAGGCAUUAGGGAUUACUGCAGUUAUCAAUGCAUUGUAGAAAGCCCAGCCCAACAUAGUCUGGGCAAUAACUGUUAUUGCUAUAAUUUCCAUCAACUGGAGUGUACAAAAUUUGAUAUUUUAUGGACAAUGGAUUAA